Psylliodes chrysocephalus is the source of this 467-nucleotide messenger RNA. NCBI's taxonomy places the organism in Eukaryota, Metazoa, Arthropoda, Insecta, Coleoptera, Chrysomelidae. The record is from the annotation of a GenBank genome assembly.
AUUUCUAGAACUGUUUAAACUAGUUACAUUUCAAAAUGAAUAUUUUACUCUUCUGUGCUGUUAUUGGCGCGUUUGUUUUCACUGUUGACUGUUACGACGAAAAAUAUGAUAAUGUUGAUAUUUACGAAGUUUUAAAUAACAAAAGGCUGUUGAAAAAUUACAUGGGAUGUGUUCUAAGUGAACCAGGAAUCUCUUGCAACCAGCAAGGUACUAUGUUAAAAAAAAAUCUACCUGACGCAAUCCAAACUGAUUGUAAAAACUGCACUGAUAGGCAGAAAAUUGGAGCUUUUAAAGCCAUCGAGUACUUAAUGAGAGAAAAUUCCAGCUAUUGGGACAAAAUUCAGCAACGAUUUGAUCCACAAAAUCACUUCCGCAUGAGAAAUAUUAGACAAAUCAAUUAUUGUACAACACAUCGAAACAAUUUUAAUGAUGCAGAAUUUUUAUCCCUAUUCAAUCAUCGUUAUUAA